Messenger RNA from Callorhinchus milii (elephant shark), 2608 nucleotides. It is a transcript of the gene fgf13a, whose product is annotated as fibroblast growth factor 13a. Gene Ontology annotation, biological process: positive regulation of gene expression; regulation of cell migration; fibroblast growth factor receptor signaling pathway. NCBI's taxonomy places the organism in Eukaryota, Metazoa, Chordata, Chondrichthyes, Chimaeriformes, Callorhinchidae. The record is from RefSeq and is a predicted model, not a curated record. The transcript is spliced from 7 exons. Gene Ontology annotation, cellular component: cytoplasm. Gene Ontology annotation, molecular function: growth factor activity; fibroblast growth factor receptor binding. The coding region runs from base 78 to 845 and encodes 255 amino acids.
CCCACCUUUCCCCCCCCAAUACCACCACCACCGCCACCCAAGACUCGCUUAGGAAUCACGCAUCCAAACUGGGAUCUAUGAGUGGAAAAGUGACCAAACCAAAAGAAGACAAGGAUGCUGCCAAAGUUCUGGAUGACGCUGCCCCUGGCACACAAGAGUACUAUGUGUUACAUCGAGAUUCUAUCCAAUCUGCGGAUGUUAAGAAAAAAGAGUCCCCAUUUCGUGCUAAGUGUCACGAAAUCUUCUGCUGCCCUCUGAAGCAAGUGAACCACAAAGAAAACACAGAGCCGGAAGAGCCUCAGCUUAAAGGCAUAGUAACGAAGUUAUACAGCAGACAAGGUUACCAUUUGCAACUGCAACCAGAUGGCACCAUUGAUGGAACAAAGGAGGAGGGCAGUAGUUACACUUUAUUCAACCUCAUACCAGUGGGGCUUCGAGUAGUCGCUAUUCAAGGUGUGAAAACAGGGCUAUAUAUGGCAAUGAACAAUGAGGGAUAUCUUUAUACAUCAGAACAUUUCACACCUGAAUGCAAGUUCAAGGAAUCGGUAUUUGAAAACUACUAUGUGACAUAUUCAUCCAUGCUAUACAGACAACAGCAGUCUGGUAGGGGCUGGUACCUGGGUCUUAACAAAGAGGGAGAAAUCAUGAAAGGAAAUCACGUGAAGAAAAAUAAACCAGCGGCCCACUUUCUCCCCAAACCAUUAGAAGUUGCCCUCUACCGAGAACCAUCACUUCAUGAGCUUGCAGAAGUACUGUCGAGGUCUGGAACCCCCACAAAAAGCAGAAGUGCUUCUGCAGUUCUAAACGGGGGGAAAACGGAUCAAACAUUCCCAGAACAGUUAUAGCUUGGUCAGAUGCAGAGUAAAGCUCCCUCUACUCUUCCCCCAACAACAUGCUUCAGUCCCAACUUCAGAAGCGCACCAGCCACUGGAUCAGUGUGAAUUUUUCUUCUUUCCACGCCAGACAGACAUCCUUAUGAUCGUCGUGAUCAACAUUACCAAUAUUUGGUAAAUUGUAAGGAGUUUUAUAAUAUCGGCCUUAACAAGGUACUGGUUAAGAACUGCCCAAACUUAUUUCAAAUAGGACACAAAGAGCAAAGAGAACUUUGACUCAAAGCCAAGAUAUGAAAAAGCAGUAUUGAACCUUGCACCACUCCAUUACACAAUGAUGCUAAUUUCAAAUAUUUAUAUUUUUUGCAGUUUUCAUGGUAUGAGUAGGAUAACAUUAAAUAGGAUUAACAACAGCUUGAGCAGAACUGAAUGGAUGCAUUACAUUAUGGAGAUAUAUAUGUCAAUUAUGUGUUGCAUACAGUCUGCUAUACACCACAGAACUCAUUACACGGCACUAAAGUUGGUUUUAGAAGCGCUCAAAGUUGAGCUAAAAAAAAAACACGUUCUCCUGAGUCACAGGUUUCUGUAAAUGGUUGAAUGUUUGGCUUUAAUGAUGGAAAUUGCAUGGUUAAUCCACUCCUGGAAUAAAUUCACCCGCAUCCAAUGCCUAUUCUCUUGUUAACCCGCAGUAGUUGUAACAAACCAUGGAUUCCACAUGUUCUAUAAAUGCAAAAUAUACAGCCAAUAAUAAUCGCCCUCGCCAUAUUUCUGAUUAUUUUUAUUUUUAUCUACCCUUUGCCUUUAAAAUACUUUUGUCUUUCACUUUUUUCUCUGCUACCUCUUUUCAAGUAUUACUCUUUCCAUUUAAACAUCCCCUCCCUAUAUUACUUGUAAUCAAUCUCAUUCUUCCUGCCUUUUGCCUAAUUUCACUAAUUGUCCAAAAAACACUGACCUUCACAAUGAACUCAAGGCACCAAUAAUUCACUAAACAUAUCCGUAUUUCUGUCUUUCUGUCCUCCUAGUUUAUAAUACCAGCUGUUCUGACCUAGAAAUUUCCUCAAUAAAUUGCUGAGGCUACAGAUAACCUUUACAAUGCUGGAACAACCAGAACACAACAGCAGCAGUGAUUAAAUAUCAUUUUAUUUAAAAAAAGAGAAAAGGUAGUUGUCAUUUACUAGGUACACUAUUUUGGAUCUGUUGAAGGGUCCAGAAUGAGGAGUGACAUCUGAGGCAAUACAACGGCAGAUAGUUGGCACAUAUGCAUGUAGACACAGUACAUAAAACAAUACUGUUUUAUCUGCCUUAAAAGAAGAUGAUUUAUUUUCAGCAGUUAAGGUUUCAUUUUGUUACUUUGCUUUUCUGAGAAUAUUCAGGUAUGUUUUUCCCAUUCAUAUUUUUAUAUGUUCUGAUCUUUAUCUAUUUUGCCUGAUGACUGUAGCUCAGAGAGUAGAAAAAUAGAUGGUUAAUGAUUGGGAGCACUGAGUAACCUUUGCACAAAGCUCUCCAUUUGGGUGCAGCACCAGAUACACCAGAACUUCCAAUGCAGGAAGUGUUUUUCCUGUCUCUUUUCUCAUCCUCAUGUUUAUUGGUGGUUGCAUGUGAUGAUAUUUUUUUUUCCUGAUAGUUUUAGGAGGUAUUAAUGUCAUCUUAAGUUACAUAAUGAGAGUGGGAGGGAAUUCUAUUCAGAGGGGUAGGUCUUGAUUUGCUUGCAGGGUGAGAAUUAAAUUAAUGUUAGUACUGCAGUUUCGCCCACAAAAUAUAUAGUCAAUUCACUUAAU